Messenger RNA from Elaeis guineensis (African oil palm), 2414 nucleotides. Lineage: Eukaryota; Viridiplantae; Streptophyta; Magnoliopsida; Arecales; Arecaceae. The record is from RefSeq and is a predicted model, not a curated record.
CGUCCCUCGUUCUCCUCCAUCCAAAGAAACCUCUGGUAUCGCUUCCCUCCUAGUAGAGGGAGAAUGGCCGCCUCCAGCGUAACCCAACUAACUCCCGGAAACCACCGCUACGCCUCCCUCAUCCCAUCUCUUCCCACACGCCCUCCUUCCGUUCUCCUCCUCUCCUCUUCCGGCCCCUUAUCAUCAUCACCAUCAUCUUCUUCUCUCUCCUCAUCUCUAGCUUCCCCUCGCUCCCUUAGAGUCGAAUUCAAGACUUCUUGGAAGAGAAAACCUAAGCCUAAGGCACUGAGAGUGGAUUGCUCGGCUAAGGAGCCGUUGAAGGUGAUGAUUUCUGGGGCUCCUGCGUCGGGAAAAGGCACUCAGUGUCAGAUGAUCGUCGAGAAGUAUGGAUUGGUGCACAUAUCGACAGGAGAUCUUCUAAGAGCUGAAGUAUCACAAGGGACAGAGAUUGGAAAGAAAGCAAAAGAAUACAUGGACAAUGGCAUGCUUGUUCCAGAUGACAUCGUCACAGAUAUGGUGAUAUCAAGGCUAUCACAACGUGAUGUAAAAGAGAAAGGAUGGCUUCUUGAUGGGUUCCCCAGGAGUCCUUCACAAGCACAAAGUCUUGAAAGGAUCGGAAUAAGACCAGACAUAUACAUUGUACUAGAUGUUCCUGAUGAAAUUCUAAUCGACAGAUGUGUUGGAAGAAGGCUGGAUCCUGCAACUGGCAAAAUUUACCAUCUUAAAUACUUUCCUCCAGAAACAGAGGAAGUUUCUGCACGGCUUAUUACUCGUUCUGAUGAUACACAGGAAAAAGUCAAAUCACGUCUUGAGACACACAAACGAAAUGCUGAAGCUGCCUUACCAACAUACUUGGACUUGCUAAAAAGGGUAGAUGGAAAUCGCCCAAAAGAAAUUAUAUUUGAAGAAAUAGACUCCCUAUUGCAGCAGGUUUAUAAUGCCGUAAAUAAUAAGAACUUGGACGAAAUUAAAGGAAAACUGGUUACCAAUCUGAAAGUGACAGCUUCAAACAAGGAUAAUUGGCGAGGGAUUCCUACUCGAUUGAAUAAUAUUCCACACUCGAAGGAAAUAAGGGAAUAUUUCUACUAUGAUGUGCUGCAAGCCACAUGGAAGGCUGUAGAAGAUAAAAGAAGCCGGUUAAAGGUGGAGAUCAACAUUCCUGAACUUAACCCAGAAAUGGAUGUCUACCGAAUAGGUACCCUUAUGGAACUUGUACGAACUCUUGCUCUUUCAUUUGCUGAUGAUGGAAAACGUGUCAAGGUUUGUGUUCAAGGGUCUAUGGGGGAAGGUGCACUUGCUGGUAUGCCAUUGCAGCUUGCCGGAAGUCGAAAAAUUUUGGAAUUUAUGGAUUGGGGUGACCAUGGUGCUAAAGGCACCUUUAUCAACAUUGGCUCCAUAGGUGCUAGAGAGGUCGAUGAACAAGAUGAUAUAUUUAUUCUAGUGGCUCCCCAAAAUGCUGUUGGGAACUGUAUAAUUGAUGAUCUUAAAGCAAUGACAGAUGCAGCUGGUAACCGUCCUGUUAUCCUUGUUAAUCCUCGCCUAAAGGAUUUGCCGGGAUCAAGUGGCAUAAUGCAAACAAUGGGAAGGGACAAGAGAUUGGAGUAUGCUGCAUCAUUUGAAAACUGUUACUGCUUUCGGCUUCUAUAUUAUGCAGGCACACAAUACCCAAUUAUGGGUGCUCUGAGGAUGACUUACCCUUACCGUUACGAACUAUUCAAGAGGGUUGAUGAGCCAUCUGGAAAGGAGAAAUAUGUUGUUAUAGCUACAUUCCCAGAAAAACCAACAGGAGAUGAAAUUAAUGAUGCUUUCCAAGGAAAACCAAGAAACAAAGAGAAAACUACUUCUGGACUCUGGUACCUGUAUGGUGUCGAGGUUCGUUUUGGUACAUGAGCCGAAUUGAUCUAUGCUGGUUUGAACUGAGGUGAACUAUCCUGUGCCACCAAGUACCGGCCUAUAUCAUCUGGUUUUGGGUAGUACCAUGGCUGGGAGAUAAGUGUUGGAGACUUGUCUCGGCAUGGGAUGCAUACCACACUGUACCAACAAUACGGUUCUUGGGGGUUCUUGAGCAGUAUUCUCUGAGCAAGAAAGCGAGUCCUCUUAACACCAUGCAAUUCAGAUGCCUAUGCUGUGAAUAGUAGUGUAAAUGGGCUGAUGAACAGAUAUUAUCUUAUUCUGUUUCCAGAUUUCUUCUCCUUCAGAAAUCUUUUGCAGGGAUCCCUCCCAUAAUUAUGUAAAUUUGUAUUUUAACACUGCUAGAUCUUUCAUGAAAAAGCUACGAUGAGUCAAUGAGGUAGGAGACGAUUGUAUUGUCGUUAGGGAGGAAAAAGGAUCGUACUGUCCUUUAUUUGUAAUGUUUCUGUUUGAUGCUAAUGCAGCUUAGCUGUUUUUCCCAAUUUAAGUCGAUGGUUAUAAUA